Messenger RNA from Aspergillus caelatus, 1398 nucleotides. RefSeq names its product cytochrome P450. Gene Ontology annotation, molecular function: heme binding; oxidoreductase activity, acting on paired donors, with incorporation or reduction of molecular oxygen; iron ion binding. The record is from RefSeq and is a predicted model, not a curated record. The transcript is spliced from 9 exons. The coding region runs from base 1 to 1398 and encodes 465 amino acids. NCBI's taxonomy places the organism in Eukaryota, Fungi, Ascomycota, Eurotiomycetes, Eurotiales, Aspergillaceae.
AUGUCUCAACUCUUAGGGAGAACGUUGGUCUAUUUCAAGGGCCUGGUAGAGUAUCAGUUAGCCAACCCGUUCGUCGCUCCUGUCUGGGGCUAUGUUUUCUGUGCUAUCCUUAUUCAGCAGAUCGCGACCAGAUGGUACAGAUAUUAUAGAUCAUGGGUCAACGUCCCGGUAGUUGGAGGCCAUGGGCUCAUUGGGUCUUGGAUUGCAGCAUUCCGGUGGACAGUGCAAGCAAGAUCAUUAAUCGAUGAAGGCUAUCAGAAGCACAGUGACUUCGCCUUUCAAGUAUCAACUCCAACUCGGUGGGAAGUGUUUAUCUGCAAUGAUGCAAUGGUGCGCGAGUAUCGCAAUUUCACCGACGAACGCUUCUCGGCGAAUGCAUUAUUCGAAGCGAAGUAUACCGUCCCGGGCGCGGCAGAGGGUGUGCAUAAAAUACCUGUCCCGAUUGUGGCAAAGGCCCUGACCUGGCAGCGCACUCGGGCUGCAACCAAAAGCGACCCAUAUUUUGAGGAGUUUGUGAAAGAGCUCCAUCACGCCUUCGACGCGGAGACCAUGUUUGGCGAUGAAGAUUGGAACGACCUUUGCUGUUUCGCGACGGGAACCAGGAUUGUGGCCCAUCUAACAGCCAAAUCCCUGGUAGGGUACCCUUUGUCUCGAGAUACGGAGCUCAUUGAUCUAUUCGCAGAGUACGGCAAUGCAGUGCCAACCAGUGGGUUCUUUAUUGCUAUGUUUCCAGAGGUUUUGAAGCCGUUAGCUGCGAAAUUUUGCAGUGCUCCGAAGAUAUCAGCGCGGCUUGAUAGGAUUGAUAUUACGGAUUGGAUUUCAUUCUGGACUCGUACCGACCCUGGGACAUACACCGACCGAGACAUUGCUCGGUCCGUGGCAUCAGCCGUGUUUGGUGCCAUCCAUACUACUACGCAGGUGAGCUUUGUCAAAGAAUGUCAGCGGUUUAACCCCCUUGAUGCAGGUUCUCUUGCGCGACGCGCUACAAAAGACUACACGUUCAGUAACGGUCUCCGCAUUCCUGAAGGAACGUUCGUCUUCACACCAAAUGCACCCGUCCUCUUCGACGAGAAACAUUAUCCGGAUGCCCGGCAAUUCGACGGCUAUCGAUUCUACCGGCUGGGAAGGGUUACAGGACGACCACAUGAUUACAAAUUCAUUGCCGCCAACCCCAAAUACCUCCAAUUCGGAGAUGGGAGACAUAUAUGCCCCGGCCGAUUCAUUGCAGCAGACGAGAUCCGUCUCCUGCUAGCGCAUAUUCUUGUGAACUACGACAUCAGACCGAAAGAUGACGGCGAGCGCCCGCCUAAUUGGACCUUCAAGAAGAUUUUGUUCCCGGACAUGAAAGGAAUGGUGCAAUUGAAACGGCGGCCGGUUCCUACUUCCCACACUAACUAG